Molecule: messenger RNA, 893 nt
Organism: Centruroides sculpturatus (bark scorpion)
Lineage: Eukaryota; Metazoa; Arthropoda; Arachnida; Scorpiones; Buthidae
Product: glutamate receptor ionotropic, kainate 1-like
Exons: 3
Coding region: 153-581 (142 amino acids)
Cellular component (GO): membrane
Molecular function (GO): glutamate-gated receptor activity
Source: RefSeq, a predicted model, not a curated record
UAUUUUAUAUUUUUGUGUCAUGUAAAAAUUUAUUUCAAUCUGCAAUUUUGACAGUUCUUUCACAUAACAGGCAAGAUGUGUUAUUUUUAGAGAAUUCGAUGAAAAUAAUUGAUUUUUAUACACUGCCUUUCUUCUAGCUGACAUUUAAAGGGAUGACCGGUGAAAUUAAAUUUGAUAAAGACGGAUACAGAAGAAAUUUUACCUUGGAUAUCGUGGAAUUAAAACCCGGUGGCUUAAAAAAAGUUGGAAUAUGGUCAUCAUCAUCCGGAGUAUCUUUUUCUAAUAAUUAUGUUUCUGUGUUAAAGGAGGCAAUGCUCUCUCUCAAAAAUAAAACAUUAAAAGUGACUACUUUAAUAACUAAACCGUACGUGAUGCUCAAGCAAUCAGAAAAAAAACUGAUGGGAAAUGAUCAAUACGAAGGAUAUUGUGUUGAUAUUAUAUUCGAACUAUCCAGAAUUCUUGGAUUUAAAUAUGAAUUUCAUUUAGUGAGAGAUCGAGUUCACGGUGUAAUGAAUGAAAAGAAAGAAUGGAACGGUAUGAUACGCGAAUUGAUCGACAGAGUAAGUUGUCUUCAAACAUAAUACUGUAAUACUUUCAAUUUAAACUGUCUGUUUCUGUUGAGUACAUCGAAAACUUUUUCUUUUCCCUCUUUUAACAGUGUUGUUUAUAAAAAAAAAGAAUAAAAAACAUUUCAGACAAUUUAAUCGAAUUCUUUCUUUCGAUUUGACGAAACUUGGAUUGAAACAUCGAUUUUUCUUUAUUAUUUGGCCACAGUGAUACAGUUUAAAUUAAACGCGAGAAAAUGUAUUAAAAAUCGAAUCUAAAGUUUUUCCAUAUAAUAUAAAUGUUUAAUGUAGAAUUUUAAGAGCGAGAAAGGAAAAAGUGAUAUAAUA